Molecule: messenger RNA, 1722 nt
Organism: Lacerta agilis (Sand lizard)
Lineage: Eukaryota; Metazoa; Chordata; Lepidosauria; Squamata; Lacertidae
Product: neurofilament light polypeptide-like
Exons: 3
Coding region: 221-1432 (403 amino acids)
Biological process (GO): neurofilament bundle assembly
Cellular component (GO): axon; postsynaptic intermediate filament cytoskeleton; cytoplasm
Molecular function (GO): structural constituent of postsynaptic intermediate filament cytoskeleton
Source: RefSeq, a predicted model, not a curated record
GAACCAGCGAAUUCUCCUGCCCCUGCUGCAGAGCGCCCUGAUUGGCUGCCCAGGCUGCCUCGCUCUGCCCCUAUAUAAAGGCGGCCCGUUCUGCCGCAGUUCGCAGUUGGCGCAGAGCUGGGCCGGGAGGGCUAGUGGGCAGCGCAGCAGGGACACCGCGAGGCUCCAGUCGCCGCGCUUGGAGGGCAGUUCUGCGUCCUCUGUCCCUUCGGGCGCCACGAUGGACUCCGAGGGCUUUGGUUGGCGUAAGCCGUGGGAGGAUUACCGCGGCGGAGGCGGUGGGGCGUCGCGCUCCGUUCGAGCCAGCUUCUGCUCCCCGGUGCCGCGGCGCUCGGCUCGCCUCUCGGCCUCCGCGCUCGGCCCCUUGACUGACCCCUUGGAACGCCUGGACCUGGCGCAGGUGAGCAACCUGAACGCGGAGCUGCUGGGGCUGCGCGCCCAGGAGAAGGAGCAGCUGGUGGACCUCAACGACCGCUUCGCCACCUACAUCGAGCGGGUGCGGGACCUGGAGCACCGGAACCGGGCGCUGCUGCUGGAGCUGGAGGCGCUGCGGCGGCAGCAGCGGGCCCCGGCGCGGCUGCCUCAGCUCUACCAGCAAGAAGCGCGCGCCCUGCGGACCCUGCUGGACGCCGAGGCCGGCGACAAGGCGCGCCUGGAGGCAGAGCGCGACCGUCUGCGCCUCACCUGCGGCCAGCUCCGCGAGCGCUGCGCCCAGGAGGCGCGCCGGCGCCUGGACGCCGAGGAGACGCUGAGCCGCGUGCGCGAAGAAGCCGCCCGGGCCGCGCUGGCCACCUGUGACGCCGACGGGGCGGCCGGCUCCCUGCGAGCCGAGCUGGCCUUCCUGCAAAAGCUCCUGGACGAGGAGCGGGCCGAGCUGGUGGCCCAAGCCGAGCUGGCCGCGGCCACCCGGGUGGCGGUGGAGGGCGCCCCGGCGGCGGCUGCUGCUCGGCCCGACAUCUCCGCCGCGCUGCGCGACAUCCGCUCCCAGUACGAGAGCCUGGCGGCGAAGAACAUGCAGACGGCGGAGGAGUGGUACCGCUCCAAGUUCGCCUCCGUGGCCGAGCUGGCCAGCCGCAACCAGGAGGCCGUGCACAGCAUCCGCCAGGAGACCGUCGAGUACCGGCGGCUGCUGCAGACCCGCUCGGCGGAGAUCGAGACCUUGCGCGGCGCCAUCGACUCCCUCCACAAGCAGCUGGAGAGCCUGGAGGGCCAGCAGGGAGCCGAGGUGGCUCGCUGCCAGGAGAGAGUGGCAGAACUGGAGCAGGAGAUCUCGGAAGCCAAGGAAGAAAUGGCUCGCUACAUGCGUGAAUACCAGGAGCUGCUGAACGUCAAGAUGGCCCUGGACAUAGAGAUUGCUGCCUACAGGAAACUGCUGGAAGGGGAGGAGAUGUGGUGGACCUCUUCUUCCUCCUUGCCACCCCUGAUGAAGUGACAGGUGGCUCUGUCGGGAGUGAAGGAAUCUCCUCUGAUGACCAUCCUCCUUCUCGUCCUUGCCCCUUGAACCUCCCUGCCUCCCCAUCAAGUUGCUUGCACCCUCAGUGGGUGGGCUGGUGCCCAGCUGGCCUUGGAACUGGGUGUCCCCCAUGGCUCUGGGGAGGGUGGAGGAGCCGGUUCCCCAGGCCAGCCUCACCCCCUGCUCAUCCAGCUCUGCUCUUUUCCAUCUGCCAUGAGAUGCCACUGUGUGUGUGUGUGUGUGUGUGUGACCCUCCUGGUUCAAGAGGC